CCGGGGCCUCGCGACUCCCCUCGCAGGCCCUUCCGUGGGGCGCGGGGCCGGCCCCCGUCCCUGCCUCCUUCCCAGCCCGGGUCCGCGGUCGGCGCCCUGCUCCCCGCGGCGCUCCCCCGGGGCCCUCUUUGGUGGGAGCCGAGCCUGGACCUUGAGCCCCGAAGCCUCGGUGUCCGGGGCCCUUGCGCUCUGCCUGUGCCCCUUGAGGAGCAGAGGAGAGGCUCGUGGAUUGCAGGGCCCCGCUGGUUUGCUGGGAGCCGGAGCUGACGCGGGCUCCGCGGCCCGGGUUCCGCGUUCCGGUUUUCCUGCCUCAGCGCAGCCGCGGUGCAGUGGGUGCCGGGAGGAGCUGCCCUGGGGGUGCAGGCGGCGGGUUCUCCGGACUGUACGAGAUGCCUUCCAGGAAGAAGGGGACGUGCUAUGCUGAUGCCACCGCCCUCAAGCCAGAGUCUUCUGCAUCUGCUGUCUGUCCUCCGGAGUUCCUGGGUAGUUCUGAAUUCUGAGUUUGGGGAGUCCCGGCACUGCGACAUCAAGCCCGUGUCCUCGGCCCUGAGGAAGGAGUGUUGCCUGCGGUGAGCAGCUUGGGUGCCCUGCUCUUCACGGGGCGAGCGGAGGAUGCCGUAGGGCGGGAGGCGCCCGUGCACCCAGCGGUGGAUGCGCCCCGUGUGCGACUCGCCUAGGGAGGCCGGCGGGUUUGAGAAGCUGCUAUAUCCUUUGAGAAGAACCCAACACGGCAAUGGCCAAGUCCUAUGUAAAGAAGCUUUCCGCCACCCUGAUGGACGCCAUCACCGACAAGGACCCUCUGGUGCAGGAGCAGGUGUACGGGGCUCUGUGUGCGCUGGGGGAGUCCCAGCCGGAGCAGACCCUCGGUGCCUGCCAGGAGCAUCUGCGGCAGCACGAGAAGCUGGCCCAUCCGCACCGGACAAUGAUCCUGAAGGCCAUGGAGGCCGUUGUGAGCAGCCACCUCGGCCGGCUGGAUCAGGGCACGGCCAAGGCCGUCAUCCUGCUGGCCUCCAGUGAGAUGACCACGGUCAAGGAGCUGGUUGGUGACUGGCAGCAGGCUGCCAGCAGCGUCCUCGUGGCGGUGGGCAGGCGGUUCAUCAACGAGGUGAUGGAGGAGCUGCUGGGCAAGUUCGUGCCUGGGGUGCUGCCGCACUGCUUUGUGGUGCAGACGCUCGCCAGCCUCUCCGUCUCCAACGUCUUCGGCACGGUGCCCUUCCUGCCCUCCAUCCUGAGCACCAUGCUGCCCAUGCUGGGCCUGGCCAAGCACGACGCCCUGAGGGCCGUGUUCUGCUGCGCUCUGCAGCGCUUCAGCGAGAGCACCCUAGAGUAUCUGGCCAAUCUGGACCAGGCCCCGGACCCCACGGUCAGGAAGGACACCUUCUCCAGUGACAUCUUCAGUGCCUAUGAGGUCCUCUUCACCCACUGGCUGCAGAGCCGUGAAGCCAAGCUCCGUCUUGCUGUGGUGCAGGCUCUGGGGCCCAUGAGCCACCUGCUGCCAAACGAGAAGCUGGAGGAGCAGCUGCCCAAGCUCAUCCCUGGGAUCCUCUCCCUCUACAAGAAGCACGCUGAGGCCUUCCACAUGUCCAAGAGUCUAGGCCAGAUCCUGGAAGCGUCUGUGAGCGUGGGUAGCCGCACCCUGGAGGUCCAGCUUGAUGCUCUCCUGGCUGCUCUGCACGCACAGGUCUGCGUGCCCGUGGAGUUGUCCAGCCCCUUGGCAGUCAGCAACCAGAAGGAAGUGCUGCGCUGCUUCACUGUGCUGGCCUGCUGCUUUCCGGACCGCCUGCUGGCCUUCCUGCUGCCCAAGCUGGACAGCAGCCACGAGAGGGUCCGCGUGGGCACCCUGCAGGUCGUGAGGCACGUCAUCAACUCGGCCGCUGCUCAGAUGGAAGUUAGGAAGCCGUUUAUUCUCUCUUCCAUGAGGCUUCCUCUUCUGGACACCAACAAUCAGGUGAAGCGGGCUGUGGUGCAAGUGAUCAGUGCCAUGGCCCACCACGGCUACCUGGAACAGCCUGGAGGCAAGGCGAUGGUGGAGUACAUCGUGCAGCAGUGCGCACUGGCCCCUGAGCCGGAGCCCGAGAAGCUGGGUCCCGACGGUGCGGACCCCAGCGCGGACAGUGUCCGGUCUGUCAGUGUCAGCACCCUCUUCCUCAUCAGUGCCACCGUGGACAGGAUGGACAAUGUGCUCUGGCCGUACCUGCUCGAGUUCCUGUGCCCCAUGCGAUUCACCCGGGCCCUGAGCCCACUCUGCAGAAGCCUCGUGCACCUGGCGCUGAAGAGGCAGGAGGCGGGCACGGACGCUGUCCUCAUCCACUACGACAGCAGCGGGACCCUCCCGUCCCCCUACGCCCUCACCACCAGACUUCUGGUUGUGUCUGCCAGCCCCUACCUCGGGGACGGCCGGGGGGUGGCCGCCCUGAGGCUCCUGAGCAUUCUGCAUCGCGAUAUCCACCCUUCGCUGGGCCAGCAGUGGAGGAGUGCCAUCUGCCUGCUCGUGGAGCACCUGGACGAACACACCCAGGAAACCCUGCCACAGAAGGAGUGGGAGGAGAAGCUGCUGACGUUCCUGCAGGACACUCUGGCUGUCGUGUCUGACAACACCUGGAUCUGCCAGCUGAGCCUGGAGAUGUGCCAGCAGCUGCCUUGCUACAACGGGGUGCCCUGGGAGAAGACUUUCCUGUACAAGUGCAUUGGGUCCACCCUGGGGGCCGCUUCCAGUAAGGUCACGGUGAGGAAGCAUCUUCGGGAGCUGCUGGAGACCGCCAGGUUCCAGGAGGAGGCAGAGCGCGAGGGCCUGGCCUCCUGUUUGGGGAUCUGUGCUGUUUCCCACCUGGAUGACACCCUGGCCCAGCUGGCAGACUUCACCAAGUCAGACGUGUUCAGGAAGUCCAUUGGCAUCUUCAACAUCUUUAAGGACCGGAACGAGAGUGAGGUGGAGAAGGUGAAGGGCGCUCUGGUCCUGUGCUACGGGCACGUGGCGGCCCGGGCCCCCCGCGAGCUGCUGCUGGCACGGGCCGAGGCGGACAUCCUGCGGAACAUGUUUCAGUGCUUCAGCCGCAAGGUUCUGGGAAUAAAGGUAGAGACCAAGGACCCGACCCUGAAGCUGUGCCUGGUCCAGAGUGUCUGCAUGGUGAGCCAGGCCAUCUGCAGCAGCCCCCAGGCCAGCACCUUCCACUUUGCACAGAAAGCCGAGCUGGUGGCACGGAUGAUGGAGCUCAUCAAGGCAGAGCCCCCGGACUCCCUGACAACACCCCUUCGGAAGAAGGCCAUGGCCGCCUGCACAUACCUGGCCUCCCUGGAGCCGGCCCUUGACGAGCAGGUGCGGGCGGACGUGGUGCACGGCUGUCUCCGCAGUGUGCUGGCCCUGCCCCCUGAGCCUGAGGCGGGGGUCCCCUGCAGCCAGGAGGUACUGCCCUCCCCGGGCACAGGGGCAGGGAGGGCACAGCCACCUGGCGAGCCACCCCCUCUCCUCUCCCAGUCCCUGUAUUUGGACACGGUCCGUGCCCUGGAGAAGUUGCUGGCGGCGCUCCUGCACCGGAACAUGACGCCGCAGGGCCUGCAGCUCAUGGUCGCGCACCUGCUCCCGUGGAUCAAGUCCCCGCAGGGCCACGAGCGGGAGCGGGCCCUGGGUGUCAGCGCUGGCCUGCUGCGCCACUUCCUGGAGCACCUGCACGUCAGCGCACUGGUGCCCUUCCACAACCUGGGCCUGCUUGUCGGCCUCUUCUCCCCGCGCUGUGCGGACCUGUGGCCGGCCACCCGCCAGAAGGCUGUGGGCUGUGUGCACUCCCUGCUCUACCUCCAGCUGGGCUACGAGGGCUUCGCCCGGGACUACCGGGAUGACGUGGCUGAGCGGCUCCUCGCCCUCCAGGACGGCCUCGUGCACCCGGACCCUGCCGUCCUCUUCCACACCUGCCACAGUGUGGCCCAGAUUGUGGGGAAGCGCCUCCCGCCGGACCAGCUCAUCAGCCUCCUGCUGACACUGUUCGAGGGCCUGGGGGACCCCGACAAGAACUGCUCGCGAGCCGCCACCGUCAUGGUCAGCUGCCUGCUGAGGGAGCGUGGUGCCAUGCUGCUAGAGAAGGUGCCCGAGAUCGUGAGCGUGCUGCGCUGCAGGCUGCAGGAGCCCCAGGAGGAGCACGUCCUGAAGGCCGCCCAGCACUGCGUCUACCUCCUGGCCUCACAGCACUGUGCCACCGUGGUCUCCAGCCUCCUGGGCAGCCCCCUGCCCUUCGACAGCCACACCUGCACCCUGUGGCGCGCCCUGGCCGUGGACCCCAGCCUCACCGCCCAGGUGCUGGGGCUGCUGCUGGAGAAGUUGGCCAGAGACGUCCCGUUCAAGGAGAGCCGGCCCUUCCUGCUGAGCGGUGCACCCGAGCGCGUGGCCACCCUGCUGCCCCUCGCGGCCACCUGUGCGCUGUUUGAGGUGUUAUCGGCCCCGGCGGCCGGGCCCGCGGUCUUGGAGCUGUACCCCGAGCUGUUCGCGGCCCUCCUGCUGCGCGUGAGCUGCUCCGUGGGCGUCCAGCUGCCCCGGAACCUGCAGGCCAAGGAGAGGAGGGGUGCUGGCCUGGCGGCCAGGGCACUCGAGCCCUGCAGCUCGGCAGUGGACACCCUGCGAGCCAUGCUGCUGCGGGCCGGCAGCGAGGAGGUGGUUAAGGUCAUGGCCCUGGAGGGCGGCUGGGAGCUGCUGAGGACCCCCGAAGGGCACGAGGAGGGUGUCGCCCAGCUGGCCCAUGCCAUGGCGACGCACGCGGGGCCCCGGCUCCCACUGCUGAUGAAGGCCCUGGUGUCGGCGCAGAGUAGCGUGUACGAAGCCCAGAGAGUCACCUCUACCGCCUUCUUCGCAGAGCUGCUCGCGAGCAACGUGGUCAACGACCUGCUGCUGCUGGAGUCACUGCUGGACAACUUGGCUGCCCGGCAGAAGGACGCCAGUGUCAGCGUGCGGCGGCUGGUGCUGCGUGGGCUGGCCAACGUCACCGCCGGCUCCCCGGACAAGGUGCGGGCACACGGCCCCCAGCUCCUGACGGCCAUGCUGGGCGGGCUGGACGACGUGGAGGAGCCGCAUGGCCUGGUGGCCCUGGAGGCCAUGGAGGGCCUGGCGCGGCUGCUGGCCCUGCUGGAGCCCGGGGAGCUGCACUCGGUGCUGCUGCACGUCGCCAUCCGCAUCCGGCCCUUCUUUGACAGCGAGAGGACAGAGCUCCGCCGGGCGGCCGUCUGCCUCUUUGGGCACCUCAACCAGGCCUGCCACAGCGAUUGUGAGGAUGUGUUCCUGGAGCAGACUCUGGGCGGGCUGGUGCCCUUGCUGCUGCACCUGCAGGACCCCCAGGGCCCCGUGGUCAGCGCCUGCAGGUUCGCUCUGCGCAUGUGCGGCCCCAACCUGGAGUGCGAGGAGCUGGCGGCCGCCUUCCAGAAGCACCUGCAGGAGGGCCGCAGCCUGCACCUCGGCGAGUUCCUCAACGCGGCCAGCAAGUGCCUGAUGCGCCACUUCCCCGCGGCGCUGGGCCGCCUGCUGAGCACCAGCCUCUUCUACUUCAAGAGCAGCUGGGAGGGGGUUCGCGCCGCGGCGCCCCUGCUCGUAGGCUUCCUGGUGCUGCACGCGGACCCCGAGCAGGCGCCCCAGGUGGACCUGGAGCAGCUCAUCGCCGCUCUGCAGCUCCUGCUCAAGGACCCCGCCCCCGCCGUGCGCAUGCGGGCCGCCGAGACCCUGGGCCGGCUGGUGAAGUUCGCCUGAGGCAGGAUCCCCAACCAGCAAGCAGCAGCCGGGGGCCCCAGGGGCUGGGGGAGAAGCCCACGUGUACCCCAUAUUUUCCAAUAAAACCCUUUGCUCCUCUACGACGAGGGGAGGGGACGACACAGCCUCUCCUUCCCGGCCGGGGCCCUCCGUCAACGCA
This is a messenger RNA of Choloepus didactylus (southern two-toed sloth), 5885 nucleotides long. It is a transcript of the gene MROH1, whose product is annotated as maestro heat like repeat family member 1. The record is from RefSeq and is a predicted model, not a curated record. The transcript has 44 exons. Lineage: Eukaryota; Metazoa; Chordata; Mammalia; Pilosa; Megalonychidae. Gene Ontology annotation, molecular function: protein binding. Gene Ontology annotation, cellular component: cytoplasm. Bases 734 to 5725 code for a protein of 1663 amino acids.